Molecule: messenger RNA, 660 nt
Organism: Strongylus vulgaris
Lineage: Eukaryota; Metazoa; Nematoda; Chromadorea; Rhabditida; Strongylidae
Source: the annotation of a GenBank genome assembly
CUGCAACCAUUCCAAAGUCAAGCAAAUCUUCAAUAUGGGCUAGCUCAUUGCCCUGAUGAUGCCGCUUCCAUUAUCAGCGAUUGCGGCGACAGCGUCCCAUGUUUGUACAAUUACGCUUUGUUACAAUCGAAGGUAUUAGCCUUCGAAGAACAAGACACUUGGAAUAGUUUCAUUACGGAAAGGGUGGAUGCUGUGCGGCAAUAUAACAGCUGCGGAGCGAUCAAUAUCGAGUAUCCGGAGUACAUGAUGAAGACUCCAGCACUUGCAUCAGGAUAUCUACAGGGAGACGUAGCCCGAUUUGAUUGUUAUCAAUCUCAUUGGAUUAAAGGAGAUCAUGAAUAUAAAUGUGGGAUUGUUGUGGAUUACAACAAUCCAAAUUCCUAUCGUUUUGAAUGGAAUAAAGGCUCACAACCAUGGUGCCGUUCUCGAGUAAAAGAAAAUUAUUUCAAAUGGAUUACUGUGAUAUUUAGUACUGUAGCUAUAAUCCUUGCUCUUAUGGUGGUGUUCCUUUUUUGUUGGUGUGUGAAACAGCGUAAAAUUCAAGAGCAACGGCAGUAUAACUAUCGAGAUACCGCGGAACAAAAUGGUUUGUACAAAUUUUUUUUGUUUAUAGGCUUAUACGAACAAAGGACGAGUGCCAUCGGUGGGUUCCCUGGAUGA